Penaeus monodon (black tiger shrimp) is the source of this 1720-nucleotide messenger RNA. Its product is annotated as indian hedgehog protein-like. NCBI's taxonomy places the organism in Eukaryota, Metazoa, Arthropoda, Malacostraca, Decapoda, Penaeidae. Gene Ontology annotation, biological process: regulation of gene expression; multicellular organism development; cell-cell signaling. Gene Ontology annotation, molecular function: calcium ion binding; patched binding. The record is from RefSeq and is a predicted model, not a curated record.
CGUGUGUGAGUGUGCCAUGAGGAUGAUCAGGUCACCAGUCGACCUGACCUGACCAGUGCGGUGUGAGCCACAGCGCGACGCCAUCGGCAUGCUGGGGGCGGGUGCGCGAACGCGCUGUCACUUGUGGUGGGGGGCGGGGAGGCCGCGGCGCGCCCCGCACCUGUUCUGGAAGCAGGUGUACACAUGUGUCCUAAUCGUGACGGUGCUGAGUGCCUCGAGUGUGCAGUGCUGCGGGCCAGGUCGGGGCGGGGGCCGACGCAGGCCGCCGCGUAAGCUGACCCCGCUCGUGUUCAAGCAGCACGUGCCCAACGUCUCCGAGAACACGCUGGGCGCGUCGGGCCUCACGGAGGGCGCCAUCACCAGGGACGACCCGCGCCUGCACGACCUCGUGCCCAACUAUAACUCGGACAUCAUCUUCAAGGACGAGGAAGGCACCGGCGCCGACAGGCUCAUGACGGAGAGAUGCAAGGAGAAGCUCAACACGCUGGCCAUUAGUGUGAUGAACCAGUGGCCGGGCGUCAAAGUAAGGGUGACCGAGGGAUGGGACGAGCAGGGUCACCACGCCCCUCACAGUCUCCACUACGAAGGUCGCGCCCUCGACAUCACCACGUCGGAUAAGGAUCGAUCAAAAUAUGGAAUGCUAGCCAGACUUGCGGUGGAAGCUGGCUUCGACUGGGUGUAUUACGAGUCUAGAUCUCACAUCCACUGCUCUGUAAAAUCAGAGUCGUCGGCCGCGAGCAAGCUGGGCGGCUGCUUCCCCGCGUCGGGCCAGGUCCAGACGCCGUCGGGGCCGCGCCCUGUGUCGGCGAUCCGCGAGGGCGACGAGGUGCAGGUGAUGGGCGCCGACGGCCGCCUCUCCUUCAGCCCCGUCCUCAUGUUCCUGCACCAGGACGCCGCCGUGUCCCGCGCCUUCCUUGCAGAUCACACGUCGAGCGGGACGUCCCUCACGCUCACGCCCUCGCACCUCCUGCUGGUCCUUCAGCGCCACCAGGAGGAGGAGAGGUUCGAAGAGGAGGACGGGACGGCGCUCCCUCCCCCUCCCCCGAUGCCCUUGGCGCCGCCCACGCUGAGCGAGGCCCUCGAACACGGAGGGGCUGUGCUGGCGGGGCGGGUGGAGGUGGGAGACUUCCUGCUGGUGCGGACAGGCGAGGGCGAGGCCGUGAGGCUGGAGGAGGUGGUGGAUGUGCGCCAGGUGGUGGGGUCGGGGGUGUUCGCUCCUCUUACAGCUGAGGGCACCGUGGUCGUGGACGGCGUCGUGGCGUCCUGCUACGCUGUGGUCGACUCGCAGGCCAUCGCGCACUGGGCCUUCCUGCCCGUGCGCCUCUACGUCAACCUCAAGGACGCCGCCAUCACGCUGCUGCGCGCCCUGGGCUCCCUCGCGCCCCGCCUGCGCGGCCCCAUCACUCCCUCCUUCGCUGGCGCCGACGCGGCCGAGGAGGACGGCCUCCGGAACCACAGCAGCGUGAGGCAGGAGGAAGAGGAGGUGGGGAACGUCCUCCAGGACCUGCGGAUAUGCAUGUACGCGUGCGUGCUAAAAGGCCAGUUAUCCACAGUUUGUGCUGAUGCAGAAUAUGAUAGUUGUCAACACCAAGCUGAGUGCCAUAAUCCAUCUGGAUACUUACAUACCACAUGUAUAUGGCAACGUGGCAACACAUACGCAUACGACAUAGAGAUGUUUACAACUCUUUCUCGCCUCUAUGGUGCCAAUUACAGACUAUAA